CAGCUUGACCCCGCGAGACAAUGCAAUCGUGCCCAUCGCGAUAGCGCGCGCACAACGAGCGAGCGAGCGCCGACAGCCAGUGGCCUGAGCGAUGCGGAAAGCUCGGAGCAGCCAAGAGGACGGCAUUCGGUUCCGAUUCAAGAGCGAAAACAGCCCCGAGCAGAGGAAGCAGGAAGCUGACGCCAUCUUGGAGAAAUAUCCACAUAGAAUUCCCGUGAUCGUGGAGCGGGCGCCCAACUCUCACGUGCCGUCCAUCGACAAGCAGAAGUUCCUAGUGCCCAGCGACAUCACGGUGGCCCAGUUCAUGUGGAUCGUGCGCAAGCGGAUCCACCUGUCUCCCGAGAAGGCGCUCUUCGUGUUCGUCGGCCGCCUCAUGCCCCAGUCCAGUCUCAGCAUGGGUGACCUGUACGGAACGUACCGGGACGAGGACGGGUUCCUGUACCUGGCCUACAGCGGAGAGAACACGUUCGGACGACCGUCCACCUUCCAUCGGAUGGCGUCGUCGCGUUGAGUGCCCAAUAAAUCUUGCCUGUUAUCUCGGA
This is a messenger RNA of Ixodes scapularis (black-legged tick), 542 nucleotides long. RefSeq names its product gamma-aminobutyric acid receptor-associated protein-like 2. Gene Ontology annotation, cellular component: cytosol; autophagosome membrane; autophagosome. Gene Ontology annotation, molecular function: ubiquitin protein ligase binding. The coding region runs from base 92 to 511 and encodes 139 amino acids. The record is from RefSeq and is a predicted model, not a curated record. Gene Ontology annotation, biological process: autophagy of mitochondrion; macroautophagy; cellular response to nitrogen starvation. The transcript is spliced from 4 exons. NCBI's taxonomy places the organism in Eukaryota, Metazoa, Arthropoda, Arachnida, Ixodida, Ixodidae.